Paramisgurnus dabryanus is the source of this 3529-nucleotide messenger RNA. Lineage: Eukaryota; Metazoa; Chordata; Actinopteri; Cypriniformes; Cobitidae. The record is from RefSeq and is a predicted model, not a curated record.
AACUUUUAGAAAGGAUUCGGUAUAAACUCAUCACCUGCAUGUCGGCACUGCUGAAUAUUUCCUCACCGAUGCUAUGGUUACCUUUAUUACGAUCUUACAGGUGAAUCUAGUGAUGUCCAUCCUGCUGUACGUGAUGUUCAUCGCGUACCUCUAUGGCAUCUCGGCAUCGACAAUGAAGAAGCAGCGGCCAACACAGGAUCCUAUUAACAAUCUGAUCAUAAAGCUCCUGCAGGCUGACAUAACCCGCAGCCGACAGAAGCAGGAUGAGGGUGUCCCAGAUUCACUUCAAUCCAGCACCUCAAACACACCUCCAGGGAUGGACUACAAGGACAGCUUUAGCUCAAGCAUUUACCAGCCUGUGACGGACAUCUCCGCAGAACUCCUGCGCCAGCAUAAGAGAUACAACUCGCCACGGGUGCUGCUGAGCGACCGGCCUCCUCUGCAGCCACCUCCGCUCUACCUCAUGGAUGACUUUGUCAGUAUCCAGGAUGCAAGUGGGACCAAUAAGACCCGGCAGAAGCGCUACGUUGAACACAAGAGCUACAGAGGGGAGCACUCGGUUUGUGAUAGCGAGAGCCUGUGGGUGAAUGAUCGGACCACGGCUGUGGACAUGCUUGGACGGCAGGUCACGGUUAUGCGGUCAUUUAAUACGAUCAAGCAAUUCUUUUACGAGACAAAAUGUAGAACAGCCAAGCCCUAUAAGAGCGGCUGCAGGGGGAUUGAUGGCAAACACUGGAACUCGCAGUGCAAAACUACGCAAUCUUUUGUGCGCGCCCUCACUCAGCAUGAAUCUUUAGUGGGUUGGCGCUGGAUACGUAUAGACAGUUCGUGUGUCUGCGCGCUCUCCCGCAAACCCCACAGGACGUGAAAAAUCAUAAACGUGCAAACCAGACACGAACACACGUGCAGUAUAUUGCGCCAAGACACCACUAUUUUAAAAUUUGUCCCUGGGGGCUGUAAAUAUAUAAAUAUAAAUUAUUUAAGUUAUAUGGAUUACAUUUAGUUUAUACAUGUCUAUAUAUGAUGUAUACAAAUAUUUAUUUAAGUCAUUUGCAAAGGUUAAUCUUUAAAAAAGAGAGACAGAGACUUUUAUAAUCAUGCAAUGCACCCUGAGCUACAGGAGCACUGCAUGAAUCGAUGUGCCUUGCUCAAAUAUCAGUCGGAGGACACAUAACCUGGACCUUGGGAACAGUUGCAAUGGAAAACAAAACCCUCAAUAUCAUGCUAACUUCAGUAUUGUUCAUGAAAACCAGUUUUUCUACUGAUACUUGCUGCCAGUAUAACUUCAUGUCUGGGAAAACAACUGACAGCCUAGACAUUGUUGUAUUUUUAUGGAAAUAUGUAAACACAUUAUAUAUGUAUCAAAACUGCAUGAAAUACCUGAGAAAUAUAUAUUUUUCUAUCACUGAUAUUGUACACUAUGAAAACGUGAUGUUAGCGAUGUGCACAUGACAAGACAAAAAUGAAAUUUACACAAACCACUGCAUCACUGGAAUAUCAGUCACUAUAUAUAGCGCACUAUACAAUGACAAUAAGGAGCUCAUUAUAGGCCAAAAACUAGUGUAAAAUAUAUAGUUCAGUGUUUCACAAAUUAAGCUCUUGUGAGUCUGGGCAGUACUUUGUUAUACACAGAUAGUAUACUGUCUUUGUAAAAGUUUGUAGUAGUCUAGUGUUGACUUAAUAGUUCACAAUUCACUCAUCUUAGGCUGUUUAAACAAUUUACAGCAUGUCCAUCGUCGCCUUUACAGUGUUUGACAUGUGCUAACAUAUCAUCAAUGAUGUGAAUAAGUCAAAUUAUGGUCUAUAAAUACAAAGCAGGGAAGAGAGGAAACAAUGCCCAGAAUUACCACAUAAAGGUCUUGUGGCUGAACAAUUGUGCUGCUUAGUAGCCUAAAAGAAAAUACAAAUAAAGACUCCUCCCUCUUUCAAUACCCAAAAGCUCCACCCACCAGAGACCAAACUGACCACCACACCCACCAGCUAUACGAUUUCUGCUCAUUCCAGUCAGACCAGCCUCUUUUCAGUCUUAUAACUUAAACCAAAAUAAGAUCAACAUGUAAACAAAAGGAGUACAAAAGGGCCACUGCUAAUGGCACAAUAGUCUUACGUACUGUAAAGGUAAAUCUGGCUUAAGAUUAUGAGCAUACAUGCAGAUCUGGGAAUUGAAGAAGUAAUCUCCCCCUUAAGAGGGUUUCCCUUGUGUCAGACUCAUCUUAGGAUAUAAUCAUUUUACCAUUAGACUGCAUGUAUAAAAACUUGUCAUUUUUUCUCACAGUUUGUUUAAGACCAAUGCAACAACGUACUAGGACUUCUGUUCAGUUAUUUUAAAAAGCCCUAAGCUGAUUACUUUUUAUUAAACCAUGUGACAUCUUUGUGAUGCCCAACCCAGACCUUUGAUUGGACAAACUGCCUAAGAGUUCCCAUAUAUAAUCCAAAGUUUUUAAUAAAUGGGAUUGGUGAUAUAAUAAUUUACUGAUCUUAUUUAUCUCUCGGCAUAUAAGACUAUAGAGUGAUAUUCUACAAUGAGGUUAAUAUGAUUCAAAACCAUUACUGCAUUAAGUGAAGUGCCAAGCCAGAAUGUUACCCCAUUAUAAAGUUUUAUUAGCAUGCAAUCAUUAACUGUAAUGUGGCUAUCAAAAUAAAUAGUUUAGUGUUGUUUUACUCUUUGACAAAGUCGCAUUUGAAAGUAAAAGUGCUGUUGAACUAAAAGAAAAUAUGAUUGUUUAAAAAAAGCAAAGGUUUUGAACCGUCUUGUGAUUGUUAGCUUUGAUUCAAAGACCCUAAAAGAUAGAGUGUGAAGUUUUGAUUUUUGUGAAUUUGGGUGCGAGCUAAGAUUUGAAAUAGCAACACACCUCUUAAGUUUCUACAUUCCAUUUGGUUUCUUCUAUAAGAAGAAACCAAUUUCUCCGUAGAGAAAUUGGAUUAAAGUCAAAUUCAAAACAUCCCCUGUUAGCAAGGAUAUGGCUGUGAAUGGCCCCAAAGCAUUGCCUUUACCAUUUAACACAUUCUUACACUGGAGUCUCCAAGCUGAGGAUUACAAAACCAUUUUACUCAUUCCUGAAGAUGUUCACUGAAACAUUCCCACUUUUUGGUGUCUUCACAUGUCCUGCUGGUGUCAUGCAUACUUGCUGCUUUAAGUCAUUGUAACCUAACUUAUAAUGGGACAUUGCUUAAACCAGAUGUCAAAUGCUGUCUUUAUGUUAACAAGGAAACUGUGCCAAAAACACAUUAACUCUAUUAAAAGGACUUCAGACAUUAAAAUUCCUCAACGGAAUAUCAAUACGGAAAUUUCCAAUUUUAGUAAUGGAGCAUAGAGUUUGUUUGGCUUUCAUUGUUUAGUGACGUCCUGUAGCAUAUUUUGGCUGCUGUGCCCAUAACACAUUGUUUGUAUUUUUGUUAAGAGAAUGAUUUAUCCGGUAAUGGUCUCUAGAAAUGUCUAUUUUCUUGUUCUGAUACUUGAAUAAGCACUGUUAAUCUGACCUGCAUCAUCUUUUUCUCUUUUCACUGCAAGGGUCUGUGUGAGAAUUGU